Messenger RNA from Lathyrus oleraceus (garden pea), 1131 nucleotides. RefSeq names its product probable histone H2B.1. Lineage: Eukaryota; Viridiplantae; Streptophyta; Magnoliopsida; Fabales; Fabaceae. The transcript has 2 exons. Gene Ontology annotation, cellular component: nucleosome. The record is from RefSeq and is a predicted model, not a curated record. The coding region runs from base 91 to 963 and encodes 290 amino acids. Gene Ontology annotation, molecular function: structural constituent of chromatin; DNA binding; protein heterodimerization activity.
UUUAACAUCAUAACUUCCUUCAUCUGUUUAUCAAUUCCCAAAUCGAAACCCUAACUUUUAUCAAAUUUCCAAGUUUCCCAAUCCAUUUCAAUGGCGCCAAAGGGAGAGAAGAAGCCGGCGGAGAAGAAACCAGUGGAGGAGAAGAAGUCGACGGUUGCCGAGAAGACUCCCGCCGAGAAGAAGCCAAAGGCCGGGAAGAAGCUGCCUAAGGAUGGCGGUGCCGCCGCCGGAGACAAGAAGAAGAAGAGAAACAAGAAGAGCGUGGAGACAUACAAGAUCUACAUCUUCAAAGUUCUGAAGCAAGUUCACCCUGACAUUGGUAUCUCAAGCAAGGCCAUGGGAAUCAUGAACAGUUUCAUUAACGACAUCUUCGAGAAGCUUGCUGCUGAAUCUUCAAGACUUGCAAGGUACAACAAGAAGCCAACAAUAACUUCAAGGGAAAUUCAAACUGCGGUCAGGCUUGUUCUACCUGGUGAAUUGGCCAAGCAUGCUGUCUCCGAGGGUACAAAAGCUGUAACCAAGUUUACCAGAGAGAAGAAGCCAGCGGAGAAGAAACCCGUGGAGGAGAAGAAGUCCACCAUAGCAGAGAAGGCUCCUGCCGAGAAGAAGCCAAAGGCCGGAAAGAAGCUGCCUAAGGACGGUGGUGCCGCCGCCGGAGACAAGAAGAAGAAGAGAAACAAGAAGAGCGUGGAGACAUACAAGAUCUACAUCUUCAAAGUUCUGAAACAAGUUCACCCUGACAUUGGUAUCUCAAGCAAGGCCAUGGGUAUCAUGAACAGUUUCAUCAACGACAUUUUCGAGAAGCUUGCUGCUGAGUCUUCAAGACUUGCAAGGUACAACAAGAAGCCAACAAUCACUUCAAGGGAAAUUCAGACCGCGGUCAGGCUUGUUCUGCCCGGAGAAUUGGCCAAGCAUGCCGUCUCUGAGGGUACCAAGGCUGUGACUAAGUUCACAAGCUCUUAAACUCAAUAUCUAGGUUUUUUCUGGGUCGCUAUGUAGGCACCGUUAUACCUUUCUAGUGUUGUAAUCUGCUAAUGGGAUCGCGCUGAUCCUUUUAUUGUGUAUGAACUUAUCUUAUUAUUCUUAACAUGAUUAAUGGUAUUGGGCUUCAAAAUUGUUUUUAUUGUUCAA